Messenger RNA from Fundulus heteroclitus (mummichog), 5320 nucleotides. It is a transcript of the gene klf5a, whose product is annotated as Kruppel-like factor 5a. The record is from RefSeq and is a predicted model, not a curated record. Lineage: Eukaryota; Metazoa; Chordata; Actinopteri; Cyprinodontiformes; Fundulidae. The coding region runs from base 338 to 1834 and encodes 498 amino acids. Gene Ontology annotation, biological process: regulation of transcription by RNA polymerase II. The transcript is spliced from 4 exons. Gene Ontology annotation, molecular function: DNA-binding transcription factor activity, RNA polymerase II-specific; RNA polymerase II cis-regulatory region sequence-specific DNA binding.
GAGGUUUUCGGAGCGGAGCGGAGGGCGGUGGCCGGCGGAUGAAUAAUCAAAGGCUUCAGACGGCUUCGGUGGGCGGUGCGGGCGCCGUAUUUACACUGGGCCAGCUCCGCCCUAACCGGAGAGAUAGAAAACUGUCUGCGGGCCGGAGGGAUGGAACAAGUGGAAGGAGAUGUUGCCGACAGGCACACAUUAAUUACCCCGCCACACGCUCCGCACCUCGCCAGGCUCCGCUCCCUCCCCGUCGCGCUGUAGCAGCAGCAGCAGGAGCAGCAGCAGCAGCAGCAUCCUCUCUGCGGAACAGGUCGAGCGAUCAUCCGGGCGGCUGAGUCGGAGCUUCAUGGCCGCAGCGCUGACGAUGAGCGGCGCGCAGGAGGACCCGUUCUACCCGCUGCAGAAAGCGGCUCUGGCCGCCGCCUUCUCUCUGGAGGACUCGGCGCUGUUCGGCCUGGACUGCAAGCUCUCGGAGGCGGACAAGGCAGGGCAGAGUGACAACGCGCAGGUGAAGUGCGAGAUGGACUGGUAUCUCUCGCCCCCCGUCUUCCCGCCUCUCGCCGACGGCCAGCAGAAGCCGCACAGAGACGGCGCGUCUGCGGUGGACCAGUUUUUCGGCGGCGACCACUCGGGGGCUCCCUACACCCUCAACAUGAACCUUUACCUGCCCGACGUGGCCUACCUGAGGAUGGGCUCGUUCGAGCAGGUGCGGGCCCCUCAGUCCCAGAGCCGCGCCGGCCUCGGCCAAAUCAAGACGGAAACCGCCUCCUCGUGUUUCGCCCCCAACCUGCAGCCCCACUGCCCCGGCGGCGCGCCCGCCAGCGGCUGCGGCGCAUCCGGCCACGACCCCGGCACCGCCGCCUUGGAGACCUCCGCCGUGAACAUGACCCUAACGGGGUUGCCAGACUUCACCAGUGUUUUCACCCAGUCGGGGGGAGAGGUGUUCAUCAAACAGGAAAUGCCGUCGCAGUUCGAGCAGCACGGCAUCCACCACGACAACAGCGGCUCGCUCUUUCAGCUCCUGAGCACCGGUUUGGAUCAUCACCACGGCGAUGGCAUGGAGGCCCAGCAGCAGCAGCAGCAGCAGAUGCAGCACAAUUCCACUAUUCAUGCACAUUUCCAAGACUUGCCAGUCGCCGCAGCUUCCUCCCAGCAGGAGCAGAGCACCAAGGCGGGCUACCGCGGCCUGGGUGGGGGGGUGUACGCGCAGCCCCGCGCUCAGGUGCACUCCCAUUUCCUGCAGCAGCAGCAGCAGCAGCAGCAGCAGCAGGUGCCCUACCUGCCCCCCUCCCCGCCCAGCUCGGAGCCGGGCAGCCCUGACAGGCAGAAGGAGAUGCUCCACACCCUGUCCCCUCCGCCUUCGUACGCGGCCACCAUCGCCUCCAAGCUGGCGGGGACCACGCCGGGGCUCGGAGGCGGCCCGGGACCCGCCGGCUUCGCCCUGCCCAUCGGCGGGGCCCCCGCGCCAGUCCAGGGCCCCUCUCCGGUCCUCCCUCAGGCCCCCGCAGGCCAGGCCCCGACGCAGAGCUCCGCGCCCGUCCGCUACAACCGGAGGAACAACCCGGACUUGGAGAAGCGGCGGAUCCACCACUGUGAUUACCCAGGCUGCAAGAAGGUCUACACCAAGUCGUCCCAUCUGAAGGCCCACCUCAGGACUCACACGGGCGAGAAGCCGUACCGGUGCACGUGGGACAGCUGCGACUGGCGCUUCGCUCGUUCUGACGAGCUCACGCGCCACUACCGGAAACACACGGGCGCCAAGCCCUUCCAGUGCACCGUCUGCUCCCGCUCCUUCUCCAGAUCUGACCACCUCGCCCUGCACAUGAAGAGACACCAGAACUAGCCACGUCUUUGCACCCGGGCCAGAGUCGUACUGUGCAAGCCCCUUGUCUCGAAAACUCGCAUAAACUCUCCCAACGGCUACAGUGUUAAAAAAGCUGCGUGACGCCAAGCAGCUUUUUGCUGACAUCACAGCCCCCCUCCUGGUGCUGCCACCACUCGACACUUAUAGUACAAUAGCUUAGGAAUGACGUGGCGGCCAAAGUCUUGGUUUCCCCCGCCAUCGCAAGGUAUGACGAAAUGUCUUUGGACAAGAACAAAGAGGAAACGCCCCCCUACCAUAAAGAAAAUGGUAGCUCCUUGGUGUUUCCAGUCCGCUUGGACUUUGUGCGACUGGAACGGCGCCGCUAAAAACAACGUUGUCUGUCUGUCUUUGUAGUAACGUAGAACUUCCUAAUUGGGAAAACAUCUUUGUUUACUCGUUGGUAUGUUUGUUUAAAAUAGCUGGAAAGUCCAGGUUUUAUUUUUUAUUGUUUUUUUGUUUUUUUUAACCAAAUCUUUCGGUUUGCACUAGAACUGGUCACGUAUCUCACGCACCACCAAAGCGAUCCUUAUCACAGCCGUACAUGCGACGCCAGUCAUCGCCGUCUGGAUAUUUAAAAAUUGAAAGCAUUUUUUUUUUUUUUCCUCCUCCUCCUCCUGAGACGAAGAAGAUGAGGCAGAGGGGAAAAAAAAACAAGAGAGGAAGGUAGCGAUGGUCAGACUGGAUUGCUUUUGCGUUUUUAUAGGGAGGAGAUCAGCAGAUGGCUGAGUAACAUAGGGACAUGGAUGGAUUGUAAAGAGCAGCCAUUAGGCCAUCAAUUAUUUAGGAUGCGUUUUCAGUGGACGUCCUGGCGGAGAAACGUAAGCAGACCUGGCUCUGUUAAAACAGAGGCAGCUGGAUUUAUGCACAAGCUUUGAAUUAAGCAUCUUCAGAAUUAGAUUUCUGUGCAGAUUGUGCCAUCCAAAUUUAUCUUUAUAAAAACAUUUUUUUUUUGUGUACAUUUUAACCAAAGUUUAAUCUUCAUCAUCAACACCUUAUGAAGUGCCUCUUUCUCUGGUUAAUGUGUUCCUGUCCUUCCAGAGCUGUGGUUAGUGUAGGCGGUUCUUUUAAACACACUUGGUGCUGUUUUUUUGGUUCCUGUUCUAUUCAAAUCUCUGAACUCAGUAUGGGGAGAGGGAAACAAAACAAACAAACAAACAAAAAAAUUAACACAAUUUUAAUAACCUAAAGCUGACCAUCUCCAUUGUAAUAUAGCAGCUCAGCUCUGAGCACUUCAGACAUCUUGACAUUGUGUGGAGCUUUUGUACUAAAGUGACAGUCUGUCUUUUUCUCCAAGGAGAUUUUAGCCUCUUUUUUUUUUUUUUUUCUUUUUUUUACUCUGUAAACAGAUUACUAGCAACUGGGCUCUAUCAGGCCUUCCAGCUUGGACACAUGCUCAGUUAGAGGACAGAUUUACUGUUUUUUGACUUGGGAAUUUUUAUUGUGAACCUGAAUAUUUUACAGUUUCCUUUUUAGAGAAAUGUCUUUAUAUCACUAUUAUUACUGCCCUGCAAGUACAUUUCCUUAUAGAUGCACCAGUCAGCAUUUUUUUUUUUUGGCCAGUUUUCAAUCCAUUGUUUUUGUAACCUGUCAAUACUAAAUUUGUCCUGAAUGCAGUUUCUCUUUUAGGGACUAUAAAAUAAGAAGAUAUAGAAACAGCAUUCAAAAUCGUAUUUUUUUUUUUCUAUCCUACUUUCUGUGACCGGCCAUUCAUUUCUCAUAUUGGGUGCAGAUGCACCGUCAUAACCAAAUUAUUCCAGUUAGGUUAGCAAGUAUAGCGUUACGAAACCGCAGCUCUGUGUCUUUUCCCUGAUUAUAUACAUCCUUAACUUUACUCAGAGAGUCUUUUAAUGUUUCCAAAUCCAUUAUGUUGCACAGCGGUCUGCAACCUUUACAAUCCAAAGAAACAGUUUCCCCUCAGUCCACCUCAUUAAAAGUUGUGUAGAGCCGCAUGACAACUUUAUCAUUUUAGAUAACUAUAGGAAAUCUGAUGUCAUCUUUUAAAGAACUGCAGUUCCCCCACCCCCCUGUUUUAGAUUUUAAAAUAAAGAAGAAAACAAAAUGUUUGCAAAAAGAGAAUGGAUACUUGAUACUGCGGGAUGUUAUUUGCGGAAAGUAAUGCAAGAAAAGCAAAUGGUUUACAGCCUAUUGACAAGAAAAUUGGAUCAAAGGAUUGAUUUAAAAAUAAAAAUAAAAUUAAUGGUACUUUUAGAAUCGUUCUGUUGUGAAAAUUCAAUGCAGUCAUUUCAGUAAACAACUGAAAAACUGCAUUUAUAUUAUCGCUGUAUUUUUCUUUAUCAAGUUUAGCCAAAGUUAUUAAGAGCCAUUGUGAAAGGCCACAGGUUGCAGACCCCUGAUGCAGUAAAGCACAAAGUAAAUUUGCUGUUCUCCAGUCAGCCUUUCUGGUAUCUUCAGAAAGUCUUGCUCUCUCUCACACCCUCGCAGCACGAAAUAGCUUCUUGCAUCUUUCUCCUCUGACUUAACUUUUAAAUUCCUCUCUGAUACAGAUCAUCGACUAAGCUUUCUGAGUCUUCUUCAUGGAGUUACUGCAACCCCAACAGAAAGUACAUUCGUCAGCGCAGCCUGGCACAGCUUACAAUCAGAGAAAGAUCAGAUUUGUUUUUUUUUUUUUUAGUUUCCGAUCAAACCAAAAGUCUGCCUGUAUUAGCAAAUAGCCGAUUUCUAGGUGCAUCUCUGCUUCUGUUCUGUUUCAACAAUAUCUAAACUAGUUUGAGCUGAUCUUGUCAAUAACGCCAUGAAUCCAUUAAGACGUAAUGUACCGUCUUUAUUUUAAGCCACUAAAAUAAAACCGAAGCCUUUAAUAAAACCAGUUUUGAUCGUUUUUGUUUAUAGAUGGCACAGGGAAAAAUGUGCUUUAGCACAUCAUGUCUUAAUGGAUUAUUUAAUGUAUUAAACCUGAGAAUCAAUAGGGAAACCAAGUGAACCUGUCCUCUAACAUGCACCCGGGUGUCCGUUUGAUUGUGUGAUUCAGCCUGUAUGUAUAACUGUACUUGUUCAUCCACUGCAGGUAGCAUAAAGAUAAUAUAGCACUGUAAUCUAACAAGGGAAAUCUCUCUAUUUAUUUAAGUGUGUAGAAGCUGGGACAUACCAGAUCCACUGUGUUUUUACCCCAGCAAAAAAUGCCUUAAUGUAAAUAAAUGCACUGUAAAUACGUUUUUGUUGCAUCAUUUUUUUUUAUUAUUAUUUGUAAACAAUCAGGCAGGAAAAUGGGGAAAAUGCCCAGCAUCCAAAAACUAUUUGAGCCUUUCUCUUUAGUUUUGUUCUCUUGUCCAAACUAUUUUGAUGCCAUUGUGUAACAACUAUUUUUAUUUUUUUUUUGUAGCUUUUAUGUUUGUUUGUUCUUUUUUGUUGUUUCCUUCCAUGGAAAACGUUCCAAAGACAAAAGUUGUUUUUUUUUUCUUCAACUGAGUGAAAUCAAUGCUAAUAAAGUCAAAUGACACUUUUACA